Messenger RNA from Symbiodinium necroappetens, 528 nucleotides. Lineage: Eukaryota; Dinophyceae; Suessiales; Symbiodiniaceae. The record is from the annotation of a GenBank genome assembly.
AUGGCCGCCACGCCGAUGCGAAAGUUGCGCCUGCUCCCGGCAAUGCUCGCCCUUGCGGCUGUGGUCGCCCCGUGCUUCGUGGCUGGUCCGGGCAAGAAAACCGAGGUUUCGGUAGCCCCGGCGGCCGGAAUGGGCAUGGCUCUCCUUGCGAACAUCGAGGCGGCUUCUGCCGCGCUGCCACCGCUGGAGGAUGUGCCACUCGAGGAAAUCGGCCAGACAAGGCAGGGGAUGUUGGACAAGGAGUCCGACACCUUCAUGGGCAUCAGCUUUCCCAUUUGGCUUUUCGUGAUCGGCGGCGCCGUGCUCUGGGCCCUGACCUGGAUCCUGAGCAUCAAACCCGCCAAGGAUGCCGAGGGCACUUACAGGACCUACAUCGGAGCCGGUGCACUGCCUCCGGAUGGAUUCACGAACCCGGCCGACCCCCGAGUGGUGGAAGAGUUGGCGGAUGAAGACGACGAGCUCUACAGCGACGAGCUGCGGCCGGGUGAUGCGAAGGGAAAGCGAGCCGCAAGCUCGGCCAUCGUUUGA